AUGCCCCCAUCCUUUGAUUAUUUAUUAAAAGCUCGCAAAGUUAUAUGUAUUGGCCGUAAUUAUGCCGCUCAUAUCAAAGAGUUAAACAACGCAACUCCAAAACAACCUUUUUUCUUUUUAAAACCUACAAGCAGUAUCAUUACGCCACCAGCCAGUACCCCAUCAAUUCCAAGUAAUACUCUAAAUUUUCCAAGGUAUCCAAUUACUGAAGAUAAUAAACUAUCCACCUUCUACAGUUUCCAUGGGUUGGAUAGCAAAACAGGUGCCAACCCGAGCCCAAUUUAUAUUCCUCAAGGUGUCACUGUUCAUCAUGAAGUGGAAUUAGCAUUGGUUGUUGAUGACUAUUUGAGCAAUAUUCCUGAAAAUGUUAAUAUUCCAAUCCAUGAUGUUAUUAGUGGUGUUUCUUUGGCCUUAGAUUUAACAGCACGCAACGUUCAAAAUGAAGCCAAAGCUAAAGGGUUGCCUUGGUCAAUUGGUAAAGGGUUUGAUACUUUUUUACCAAUUAGUGAAUUUAUUUCAAAGGAUAAAUUAUCAAAUACUGUUGAUUUUCAAAAAUCUUUUGACUUGAAAUGUUCUGUUAAUGGUCAAUUAAGACAAAAUGGAAAUACAGGAUUAAUGUUAAACAGUAUGAGUAAAAUUUUACAACAUAUUUCCAUUAUGAUUAGUUUGGAACCGGGUGAUAUUGUUUUGACUGGUACGCCAGCCGGUGUUGGUGAACUUAACCCGAAUGAUACAAUUAACGCAGAAUUGUAUCAGGAUGGUAAACUGCUAACAUCCAUGGAAUAUGAUUGUGUUCAAAAACCGGGUCCAUAUGUUUACAAAGAAACUUAA
Molecule: messenger RNA, 831 nt
Organism: Saccharomycodes ludwigii
Lineage: Eukaryota; Fungi; Ascomycota; Saccharomycetes; Saccharomycodales; Saccharomycodaceae
Gene: FMP41
Product: Fmp41p
Exons: 1
Coding region: 1-831 (276 amino acids)
Cellular component (GO): mitochondrion
Molecular function (GO): acetylpyruvate hydrolase activity
Source: RefSeq, a predicted model, not a curated record